Messenger RNA from Schistocerca gregaria, 1429 nucleotides. RefSeq lists its product as uncharacterized. Lineage: Eukaryota; Metazoa; Arthropoda; Insecta; Orthoptera; Acrididae. The transcript has 2 exons. The record is from RefSeq and is a predicted model, not a curated record. Bases 118 to 1086 code for a protein of 322 amino acids.
UCUUCGCUUAGCUAUGCUAGCGACAAGAAGUUUUUAUAUGUGAAAAAGAGAACAUGGUGGUGGAUAGCUGGAGUGGCGUUCGUCGUAUUUUCAACGAUAGAGAGUUCAUUGGAGAAGAUGCAUGGCGAGGAAUUGGUGAAUGCGUUGAAUAAGAGAAGUAUGGAGGUGGGGGAAUGGCUUUUAGAAGUGUUCAGAUGUUCAUCUGGGAAAAAGUCGGCAGAAGUGUUGAUGAGGUCCGAGGAGGUGUUGAGAAUACUGAACGAGUUGGCGAUGAGCGAGAACCAAGAGAAGGAUUCAAGGUCAUUGGCACUGUUGUGUUUGAAGCAACUUGCAGAGCAUUCUAAAGAAGCUAGGUUGAGAGUAUUGGCGAGUGUGGAUUUAGAUCGUUUGAAAACAAUAUUGGUUCAAUGGGAAGAAGAGCGAAAUGGGAAGUCGAUGGAUGAGUGGUUUCUUGAAUUGGGUUCAGAGAUGUCCGGGACGCACGAAGAGGCUAAAGAACCAACUGAUUUGAACCGACAGAAUUUCGUUGAUGACGAUCCGAAAAGGAAAUCCACUGUUGUGUUUGGUCGCGCGUUGCCGACAUUAGUUUUGAAUUUGGUGGCAGUAUGUUCAGAAGAGCCCACGUGCCACAAGAAAUUGAUCAAGUGCGGUUAUGUGCGCUUCGCAAUCGAAGCCAUGAAUUCUAGAAUUUCGCUCUAUAACGAGGGAUUGCAAAUUUUGGCCAAUUUGACUCUAUCAGAAGUCGGUGCGAAGACGUUGAUCAGAAACCGAGUCUAUCAGCAAGUUUACGAUUAUUUGUUCGCGCCUGACCCUCUUUCGCCGGGCAUAGCUCGGUGGCAUCCGGAUGGUACAGAAAUCAAUAGUCAAACUAUUCUUCUUGGGAAACAACUUUUACAUCAGCUCCUCACUCAUCAUAAGGCAGAGCUCAGAGAUCCGUCUUGGGUCUCUUCAAUCCCUAAAGAGCGUUUCGAACAGCUCUUGGAGUUCGACUUUGAUAAGUAUACCGAGCCUUUAUUCGCUUCUUUCGUUCUCCAAAACCCUUCUUAUGUCUGCUGUUUUCUCCAUUAUUUGGUCGUCAUGUCGUAGUCUAUACAGAUUCCGCAAAUCGCCCGCACUUCCCCCUCCGUCUCGUCUAGCCCCGUAUGUCCUUACCCACGCGACGCUUCCAGCGUUCGCGGGCACUUCCUUCCUGUGCAUUCUCUGGCAUUUGUACUCUGCCCAUUCGACCGAUUGGCUCUCGCCGGACCACUACCACGUGCUCCAGUCCAUUCUGUCUAGUUCCCUUUUGCCCCCGUUGUUCUACUUCACCCUCCAGGUCGCGCCCUUCUCCUUCGUUCCCCUUCUCGUCGGUAACCAAAUUUCUCUGUAUUCCUCUCACGCCACGAACCGGCAUUCCGUCCAGUCGAAAGUUCGCCUCAUCCAGGCGCAA